Megalobrama amblycephala (Wuchang bream) is the source of this 6585-nucleotide messenger RNA. It is a transcript of the gene atp2b1a, whose product is annotated as ATPase plasma membrane Ca2+ transporting 1a. Gene Ontology annotation, biological process: regulation of cytosolic calcium ion concentration; calcium ion transmembrane transport. Gene Ontology annotation, molecular function: ATP hydrolysis activity; ATP binding; P-type calcium transporter activity. Gene Ontology annotation, cellular component: intracellular membrane-bounded organelle; membrane. Bases 1801 to 5574 code for a protein of 1257 amino acids. Lineage: Eukaryota; Metazoa; Chordata; Actinopteri; Cypriniformes; Xenocyprididae. The record is from RefSeq and is a predicted model, not a curated record. The transcript is spliced from 22 exons.
UGAUUUAUUCAUCCAAAUUUAGGCAAAUUCCAUGACAUUUCGCAUUGUACAGUAAAUCCCAUUUUUAUGCCUGGAUUCCACGUUCUGCAUCACGGAAAACAGCGCCCUUGACAUAUGAAGAGUUUUAUUUUUCAGUAUGAAGGAUUCAUUUUGUUUAAUGGGCUUUUUUUGGAGGUGUCAUUCAGGUUCCUCUUGAGGAGUUGUUCUUUGUGUGGUUGAGUGGGUGGCAGGCUGCUGUGAGUUGGCAGGAUCAGUGUCUGAGGGUAUAGUAGAAGUGCCCAGUCGGUGGUGUGAAGUGGCCUUAGGUGCACUGAGCCAUGUAGCAUGAGUAAGGCGGGGCGUCUCUGCAUUGUACCCUCCACAUAGAAAUGGCCUGACCCAUUUCAGCAACAGCCAGCGAGGGGGAUGGGCAGUCUGAGGCUGCUAAAAAUACCCCAUUACCGACAGCUCUACUGCAGAGGGAUCCCUGGAAUCGUUGUCCUUGACUAGCGUGAAGUUGGCUUGUACAGUGUAGGGUCUCCAAUUGCCAACCAAGACCGAGAGGGUUUUCCUUAGGUUUUCUUGCAGCCUGCUUUCAAAUGCACUGCAUUUUGUAAUUGGGGAGCUCUUAGAUCGCACGUGAACCUGCCUAUUUUUUUCACAGGUGCAUAGAUAAGUGUAUAGUUUUUAGGGUGGAUAGAAUGUUGGCUAAAUACAUGAAAUUACACAGUGCCGGAUGUACUGUAAAUGCCUGUUUCUUUGUGUGGAUUGUCAGAAAUCUCAUAAAAGUAUAUGAUAAGACCAGUAAUUUAAGCAUCAUAAGGCAGUCCACCACAGGUGCAGGUCCAAAACCAUCCUCUAGCUUUGUAUGGCAAGGGUUAACAUUACUGUUGCUCAACCAUACUGUGCUAGCUGUUAGUUUGAAGAUCCAAUCACAAUGAUUUUCCACUGUUGUGACAUGUGACCUGCUCUGCAACCUGAAACUGUCACGGCACAGCAAAGGUUUGGCACUUCCCUCAUCGUGGCCAUGCAGUCACUCAUAGAUGAUAACUGGGAGAAAAAAAGAGGUCAACUGUACGGGACAGAGGUUAUCUUUCUUGAAACCUGCACACAUUCUGUUAUUUACAAUGUAACUUCUUUUUGAAUUGUCAUACUGUGAUAAUGAAAUGUGUACCACGACUGCUUGAGAUGACAGUCAUUUCAGGAAGUUCUGUUUUUACCCAUCAUUGAUUUUCACAGACACGUUUUAUGACCAGUUGCUAUUUCAAAAGGGAGGAACACAGUUAGCUGCUGUAGGGUGUUUCCCUUUUCACUUCCAGUUUUAAUAAGAGAUAAAACUGAGCUUGUUGACUGACGUACUUUAGACUUUAUUUGCUAAUUAUGUGUUUUACUGUAUUUAUUUUUGGAACGUUUUUUUGUCGUAGCUUCAUAAAAAGGUCAAGUUCAGAGUUUCUGCACCUGAGUGAGUAGUUUUAGCUAAAGAUUUUUCUCUUAAUUUGUCUGCAAUGUUCAUGACAUUGGCUGUGAGAGAAGUUGAUUGCCCAGCUGGUAGCCUGUUACAGAGCAGCAUGCUGUUCCACAUGCAGGUCCUUGGGCUGAUUGUUUAAGGUUUUAUUCACAAUGAAAGCAACGCCACAGGCUGAGGGGAAUGGCUUGUGAAUUAUCCCAGUCCUGCCACCUGCAGUCGGGCAUCCUCCUCCUCCUCCUCUGAAGGACGUCAGUUGUUUAUGGGAACUACUGGCAUUGGUCUCCUGAGGAUAUAGCUCUCCUUUUGGGACGCCAUUUUUCCACCCUUGCUGAGACGCGGUGUAGCCGGGAGACAUGGCUAACAACUCAUACAGCGGGGUGAAGAACUCUGUGGCCGAGCCCAAUCACGAUGGAGAGUUUGGCUGCUCGCUUAAAGAGCUGCGCUCUCUCAUGGAACUGCGAGGGGCUGAAGGAUUAUACAAAAUCCAGGAAUCUUUUGGGGACGUUAAUGGACUUUGCAGCAGACUGAAAACAUCGCCCGUAGAUGGAUUAAGUGGGCAGCCCUUAGAUAUUGAUAAAAGAAAAGAAGCAUUUGGACAGAACUUUAUACCUCCGAAAAAGCCAAAAACCUUUCUUCAGUUAGUAUGGGAAGCAUUACAAGACGUAACAUUGAUUAUUUUGGAAGUGGCAGCAAUAGUUUCUUUAGGCCUUUCUUUUUAUAAACCUCCGGAUUCAGAAAGUAAAAAUUGCGGGAAGGCAGCGGGUGGAGUAGAGGAUGAAGGAGAAUCUGAGGCUGGAUGGAUAGAAGGAGCAGCGAUCCUCCUGUCUGUUAUUUGCGUGGUGCUCGUAACAGCAUUUAAUGACUGGAGCAAGGAGAAACAGUUUCGUGGCUUACAGAGCCGCAUAGAACAAGAGCAAAAGUUUACGGUGGUUCGGGGAGGGCAAGUCAUUCCGAUCCCUGUGGCCGAGAUUGUCGUCGGGGACAUUGCACAAAUUAAAUAUGGUGACCUCCUGCCUGCUGAUGGCGUUCUCAUCCAGGGCAAUGACCUCAAAAUAGAUGAGAGCUCCUUAACCGGAGAGUCUGACCAUGUGAAGAAAUCGUUGGAGAAAGAUCCUUUGCUGCUGUCAGGUACUCAUGUCAUGGAAGGUUCUGGAAAAAUGGUGGUCACUGCUGUCGGAGUCAAUUCCCAAACUGGAAUCAUCUUCACAUUAUUGGGGGCGGCAGAAGAUGACGAGGAUGAGGAGGAGGAGAAGAAGAAAAAGGAAAAAGAGAAAAAGAAAGAGAAGAAAAAUAAAAAGCAGGAUGGCUCUGUGGAGAACAGAAAGAAAGCUAAAGCCCAGGAUGGUGCCGCAAUGGAGAUGCAGCCUCUAAACAGUGAUGAGGCUGAGGGUGAGGAGAAGAGAAAAUCCAACUUGCCAAAGAAAGAGAAAUCGGUCUUGCAAGGAAAGCUGACCAAAUUAGCGGUCCAAAUCGGAAAAGCAGGUCUGGUAAUGUCGGCCAUCACAGUGAUCAUCUUGGUGGUGCUCUUCGUGGUGGACACUUUCUGGGUCCAGGGACUUCCUUGGGAAAAAGAAUGCACGCCCGUCUACAUCCAGUUUUUUGUUAAGUUCUUUAUCAUCGGUGUGACUGUGCUGGUGGUGGCUGUUCCUGAGGGUCUUCCGCUGGCUGUAACCAUCUCGCUGGCUUACUCUGUCAAAAAAAUGAUGAAAGACAAUAAUUUGGUGAGGCAUCUUGAUGCCUGUGAAACCAUGGGCAAUGCCACAGCCAUCUGUUCAGAUAAGACAGGGACUCUGACUAUGAAUCGGAUGAAAGUUGUUCAGGUCAAUAUCGCUGACAAGCACUACAAGAAAGUCCCUGAGCCUGAUGUCAUUCCUGCCAGCAUUAUGGACCUGCUCACAGUGGGCAUCAGUGUAAACUGCGCUUACACCACCAAAAUCAUGCCCCCUGAGAAGGAGGGAGGCCUGAAUCGUCAGGUGGGCAACAAAACUGAAUGUGCCUUGCUGGGCUUUGCCAUGGACUUGAAAAAAGACUAUCAAGCAAUCCGCAAUGAAAUCCCUGAAGAGAAGCUUUACAAAGUCUACACCUUUAACUCCGUCAGGAAAUCCAUGAGCACCGUGCUAAAGAAUGCUGACGGAAGCUUCCGGAUGUUCAGCAAAGGAGCCUCCGAGAUUCUGCUGAAGAAGUGUUUUAAAAUCCUGACAGCGACGGGUGAGGCAAAGGUUUUCCGGCCCAGGGACCGAGAUGACAUGGUGAAGAGAGUGAUCGAGCCUAUGGCCUCUGAGGGACUGAGGACCAUCUGCCUGGCUUACAGGGACUUCCCUGUUUCUGAAGGAGAACCAGACUGGGAUAAUGAGAACGAAAUCCUCAGCAGGCUCACCUGUGUGUGUAUCGUUGGCAUUGAAGACCCAGUCAGACCAGAGGUCCCUGAUGCCAUUAAAAAGUGCCAGCGUGCUGGAAUCACAGUGCGUAUGGUCACCGGGGACAACCUUAACACUGCCCGCGCUAUAGCAACUAAAUGUGGCAUCCUGCAGGUAGGAGAUGACUUCCUCUGCAUUGAGGGCAAAGAGUUCAACCGCCGGAUCCGUAAUGAAAAGGGAGAGAUUGAACAAGAGCGGAUUGACAAAAUAUGGCCUAAACUCCGGGUGCUGGCGAGAUCUUCGCCGACCGACAAGCAUACACUAGUCAAAGGUAUAAUUGACAGCACUGUUGUGGAACAGAGGCAGGUUGUGGCUGUAACAGGAGACGGCACCAAUGAUGGCCCUGCCUUAAAAAAGGCCGAUGUUGGGUUUGCCAUGGGCAUUGCCGGCACAGACGUGGCUAAAGAAGCCUCCGAUAUCAUCCUCACUGACGACAACUUCAGCAGCAUUGUCAAGGCAGUCAUGUGGGGGCGGAAUGUGUACGACAGCAUUUCAAAAUUCCUCCAGUUCCAGCUCACCGUCAAUGUGGUGGCUGUGAUCGUGGCCUUCACUGGAGCUUGCAUCACACAGGACUCUCCUUUGAAAGCUGUACAGAUGUUAUGGGUAAAUCUGAUUAUGGACACAUUUGCCUCUUUGGCCUUGGCCACUGAACCCCCCACUGAAUCUCUUCUGCUGAGGAAGCCUUACGGCCGUAAUAAACCCCUCAUCUCCAGGACAAUGAUGAAGAACAUAUUGGGUCAUGCAGUCUACCAGCUCACCAUCAUCUUCACUCUGCUUUUUGCUGGUGAGAAGAUAUUUGACAUUGACAGUGGGCGUAAUGCCCCUCUUCACGCUCCCCCCUCUGAGCACUACACCAUCGUCUUCAACACCUUUGUGAUGAUGCAGCUGUUUAAUGAAAUCAAUGCACGGAAGAUCCACGGGGAACGAAAUGUCUUUGAAGGCAUUUUCAAUAAUUUGAUCUUCUGUUCCAUCGUCUUUGGGACUUUUGUUAUUCAGAUUGUGAUCGUGCAGUUUGGAGGAAAGCCAUUCAGCUGUGUGGGGCUGAACAUUGAACAGUGGCUAUGGUGUGUCUUCUUGGGCUUUGGAUGUCUACUCUGGGGACAGAUCAUUUCCUCAAUCCCCACGAGUCGGCUGAAGUUCCUGAAGACUGCUGGUCACGGCACGCAGAAGGAGGAAAUCCCAGAUGAGGAGUUGGAGGAGCUGGACGACCUGGAUGAAAUCGACCAUGCUGAGCGAGAGCUCCGCAGGGGGCAGAUCCUUUGGUUCAGAGGCCUCAACCGCAUCCAGACUCAGAUGGAUGUAGUGAGUGCGUUCCAGAGCGGAAUUUCCUUUCAGGCGGCCGUCAGGCGCCAGCCCUCCAGCACCAGCCAACAGCACGAUAUCCGAGUGGUGAAUGCAUUCCGCAGCUCGCUGUCGCCCUAUGAGGGCCUGGAGAAGCCAGAGUCUCGCAGCUCCAUCCACAACUUCAUGACACAUCCGGAGUUCCGGAUAGAGGACUCAGAACCCCACAUCCCCCUCAUCGACGACACCGAUGCGGAGGACGACGCCCCCACUAAGAGAAACGCCACACCCACGCCUCCUCCCCCGCCCUCGCCCAAUCAGAACAAUAACGCCGUAGACAGCGGCAUCCACCUCUUCCUGGAUCCCAGCAAGCCAGCCACGCCCUCAACUCCCGGGAGCCCCAUGCACAGCCUAGAGACGUCCCUUUGAUCAGCUCCGCCCCUCGGUACGACACUCGACACCUGCUCGUCUCCGCAGAGACUAAAGCUUGGAGAACUCAUUGGAUGAGAGGGGCGGAGCCAAGGAUCUCUCGGGAGCUUAGCUCUUAGCUUUUGCUUCUCUUUAUCUGGAUGGUGUUGUACAUUUUGUUCUUUUUGCCCUUUGCUUAUUCAAACACUGAUUUCUGCAUCAUUUGGCUGUUAAUAUUUUGAAUUAUUUAUGUUUUUUGGAAGACACAGGUCUGUUUACAAAGUUUGUAGAUACUUUUUUUUUUUUCUUCUGUUUGUUGGUGGAAGAGCUUCCUGAUGCAGAGAAAUGGGGACAAUUGAAAUAAAAGAAAUAUUUCAGAUACUGCUGUAUUUUCAGGAAAAAAAAGGGUGUUUCUAUGGAAACCGAACUAUUUUUGCCUGCAAGUUUUAUUUGUUAUAUAUUUGUAGAUACAUAGAACCUUCUAGCCAAAUAGAAAACACUAAGGCUUGUAUAGCAGAGAAGGUAUUGAGGUCCAUGGGAGGUUUUUUCAUUGGACUGGUGACGAGAGGGAGCCGUAGACGAGGAUCUCUGUCCAUACAUCUCCUCUCAUACUUACUAUUUCACCCCUUAAAGUUGUUAGUUUUGUUUUUGUUUUUUAAGUUUCAAUAUUCCAUGUCUCAUUCUCAUUUGGAAGUUGAAUUGUGUGAAAAGUCUUCACACUUUUAACGGUGUGAUUUUUGAAGUGGAGGCCGCACCAGGUCAGCCUUUAAAGAAUGAAUGCAUCUGUGAUUUAACUAUUUGAAAUGGUCCACAGUCAGUUCAACAAUGACAUUUAAGUUCCUGCCAAUGUAUCAUAAGUUUGUUUACUCAGGCUGAAAAAAAAAAAAAAAAAAAAAAAAAUUUGAAUUGAAAAGGAUGCAAUGAUUUUAAAAAGUAAAGAAUUUUAACUUAAGACUGUCUUAUAGGUAGUACAUUGUUGUCUCGGUCAAAAGGAAAAAUAAAGGAAGGAAAAAGAGUGAAUUGUUUUCAAAA